AGUCCGCGGUCACACACACUGUUGCGCUCAUUCAUAUUUUGUUUUGUUGCUCGCUGCUGAUUUUUUUUUAAACAAUUGGAACUACGCAUAAACUCAGCCAAGAAUCGCUCUAUUUAUUAUUUAUGUAAAUGCUGUUUUUAUUCGGAAUUUAUGUAUGUAACGCAGCAGUAGAUUAGCAGGAGCCACUUCAUACAAAAGGAACUCAAACGGAAUUUCAAGGAUACUCGGCCACAGGACUACAGCAACAAAAACACAGCCCAACAUGUCGGUGGCAGGUCUACGACAGUGCCUGCUCCUAUGGAGCGUAGACUACUGGAACUUGGAAGUCAUGGCUGACAAUGUGUUCAAGUCGCAAGAUAUCGGGCUACGCGCUCAAAAGAAAAUCCUCUCACGCAUGGCAACGAAAAAUAUUGCAAAGACAUUCAUCGAUGGGACAACGGCCUCGCUGCUGGAUAACCUGUACAGGCUGUGCAAGAUGCAUACCGGCAACAAGGCCAAGGCGGAGAAGCUGAUCAAGAAUAUCAUCAAAAUAGUCAUCAAGAUUGGAGUUCUGCAUCGGAAUAACCAGUUUAGCGACGAGGAGCUGCAAAGAGCCGAGAACUUUAAACGCAAGUUUCAGAACACCCAACUGUCCAUCAUAUCAUUCUACGAGGUAGACUACACCUUCGACCUGGCCUAUCUGCAAAAGUCGAUAGCGGAAUCGCAGGUGGCACUCAAGUCGAUUGUGCAACCGCAUCUGACGGACAAGUCAUUAGGUCGCAUCGAUGAGGUGUUUGAUUUCUUUGGCGAUGCCGUGCUUUUGGAGACGGCCUUCAAGCCGGACUCGCCCUACCGCGAGGUUAUGGGCAAGAUUGUGGCCGACAUCAACUCCGCCAUGGAGACGGGCGACAUCUGAGGGCUCUCAUUGCGUGCACUAAAAGGCUGCUUGUCGAAAGAAACCAAAACAACACAAAACAGCAUGAGACACUAAGAGCUAGCUGCAAAUUGGAAAUGCUUGGCUUGUAAGCUCCACCCACCAACACCAAAACACAAAACACACAAAACUAAGGAUAGUACAGACAGAAAAGACAUAUGUUUAGGCCAGAGUUUAGUUUAAUUUUGGAUAGUGAUAUAUCAUUGACAGCAACAAAUAUCAAAAGUGAACAAAACGUCCGUAUUGUAUUGAUUUAUUUAACGACAAUGUUAACAUUUUGUAACGAUUAAGAACUACUACUAUAUGCAUUUUGCCAAAGGAAUUAACCAAACGGAAAUUGUAAACUCUAGCAAAAUGCUUGUAUCUGUAUCUGUGUGUUUGUAUGAAUGUAUCUUUGUACCUUAAAGCGUGCAAGUCGUGUCUAUGUAAAUGUGGAAAAU
Drosophila miranda is the source of this 1353-nucleotide messenger RNA. Its product is annotated as tumor necrosis factor alpha-induced protein 8-like protein. The record is from RefSeq and is a predicted model, not a curated record. The transcript has 4 exons. Lineage: Eukaryota; Metazoa; Arthropoda; Insecta; Diptera; Drosophilidae. Gene Ontology annotation, cellular component: cytoplasm. Bases 263 to 895 code for a protein of 210 amino acids. Gene Ontology annotation, biological process: regulation of apoptotic process.